Messenger RNA from Adineta ricciae, 807 nucleotides. NCBI's taxonomy places the organism in Eukaryota, Metazoa, Rotifera, Eurotatoria, Adinetida, Adinetidae. The record is from the annotation of a GenBank genome assembly.
AUGACGAGUAUUAAAAUAUACCAAGUCGAUGCAUUCACUGAUCAAUUGUUUGGCGGUAAUCCGGCAGCUGUAUGUCCACUAGAUAAGUGGUUACCCGAUGCAGUGAUGCAAAAUAUUGCUGCUGAAAACAAUCUGUCCGAAACAGCUUUCUUUGUACCUACUUCCAGUGACAACACAUACGAACUUCGCUGGUUUACACCUACGGUGGAAAUAGACUUAUGUGGUCAUGCGACCUUAGCGACAGCACAUGUAAUUUUCAUUGAAAUGUCUCCCAUGAAACAGGAGAUCAACUUUCAGACGAAGAAGGCUGGUGAACUCAUAGUAUACCGACAAAAAGAAAAUGAUUUAUAUACCCUCGAUUUUCCAGCUCGCCCAGCUACCAAAGUCGAUUUGCCAACUGGCAUGUUGUCAGCGCUACAAAGUGAAAAGGCUCCAAUUGGUGUUUAUAAGGCAAGGGACUACUUGCUCGUUUAUGAAAACGAGGCCGACGUCAAACAGUUGUCGCCGAACUUCACUGCAUUGAGCAAAAUCGAUGAUGCUUUUGCUGUGAUUGUCACAGCUCCUGGUGACGAAGUAGAUUUUGUUUCACGAUUUUUUGCUCCUAACGCCGGCGUUCCCGAAGAUCCCGUUUGUGGUUCAGCUCAUUGCACUUUGACUCCUUUCUGGUCUGAACGAUUAGGUAAAAAUCAACUGCACGCUUACCAGAUUUCGGCGCGUAAGGGAGAACUUUGGUUGGAAUAUAAAGAUGAUCGAGUGUUGCUUUCUGGCAAAGCGGUUACAUAUUUAAAAGGAGAAAUCAAUAUUUGA